AUGCGCAGCCACUCGUUCUUCCCUGCCCUAAUAGGGCUUCUCCCUCUUGUUCCAGUUUCGGGUGUGGUUGCCUCUCCCUGCCACCCGCACGGUCCUCGCAAUCAUGGCAUGGGUCAUCAUGCUGGUGCCCAUGGUGGUCGUCCCGGAGGAGGAGGCUAUUACAAUGGAACUGGUGAUGGCUAUGGCGGAGGCCAGGGUGGUGGCCAUGGCGGACCCCCCGGUUCACCCAUAACUACCACCACCACCACCACCGCCGGCGCUAGUACAACCACAACCACCGACACCAGCACAACCACCGGCACCACUACAACUACUGGUACCACCACAACUACUGGUACUACUACCGCCACCACCACCACCACCACCUCCACCACGUCCACUGCCAGCCCGACUGCUUGCAGCGACUACUGGCUCGAAAACAUUGCCCACCAAGGCCUCGCUCCCUAUGCCACUGUUCCGAACUAUCGUGUCUUCCGCAGCGUCAAGGAAUUUGGCGCCCGAGGCGAUGGCAUCAACGAUGACACCGACGCCAUCAACGCCGCUAUCAGCUCCGGCAACCGAUGCGGCCCUGGAUGUGAUGGUUCCACCACGACUCCGGCUCUCGUCUACUUCCCGCCUGGCACCUAUCUCGUCUCCCGACCCAUCAGAGAUUUCUACUACACCCAGAUCAUCGGUAACGCAAGGUGCCGGCCCGUGAUCAAGGCCAGCGGAAACUUCACUGGGCUUUAUGUCGUUGACAGCAACCCAUACCAGGAUGGUGGUGAACUAGCCUGGACCGCUACCAACGUCUUCUGGCGCCAGAUUUCCAACUUCGUCAUUGACAUGAUAGCUGCGCCACCAACCACAGAUCCUAGGGCAGGUCUGGCAGGUAUCCACUGGCCUUCCUCGCAGGCCACCUCCAUCACAAACGUCGAGUUCAGGAUGUCCACAGACCCCGAGACAACGCAGCAGGGCAUCUUCAUGGAGGAGGGAUCAGGUGGCUACCUCGGCGACCUGACCUUCAACGGUGGCCGCUAUGGUCUUCAAGUUGGUAACCAGCAGUUCACCAUGCGCAACCUGGUGUUCAACAACGUCCAGACCGCCAUCCGGCAGAUCUGGUCCUGGGGCUGGACGUACCAAGGCAUUAGCAUCAACAACUGCGGCGUUGGCUUUGACUUCACCGCAGUCAGCGACGGCCCCAACACAUUGGGUCUCUACUCGGUCGGCUCCAUCACCAUCCUCGACAGCUCCAUUCGCAACACCCCCAUCGGCAUCCGGAUUGGCAAUGCCGCCGCUGCCGUGGACACGCGAUCCGUCAACAACUUCAUCUUCGAGAACAUUGCGCUGGACAACGUCCCCGUCGCCAUCCGCAACGAGGACGGCGCCGGAAGCGUUGCCCUCGUCGGCACGCCCACCAACACUGUCAUCACCGCCUGGGGCAAGGGCAACGAGUACAACACGGCCACCGCCCUCAACAACACUCCCGGCACUCCCAUCACGGGCACCUUCACCCCCUUCGCGCGUCCUGCCAGUCUGAUUGGCUCCGAUGGCCGCUAUUACGCCCGCUCUAAGCCUCUCUACACCGAGCUGCCCGCCUCUUCCUUCCUCAGCGCGCGCUCCUUCAACGCCACUGGCGACGGUGAGACAGAUGACACCCUCGCGCUCAACCGCCUCUUCGCUGCCGCCGCCGAGCAGGGCAAGGUCGCUUACAUCGACCACGGACAGUACAUCGUCACCAGCACCGUCUUCAUUCGCCCUGGCACCCGCAUCACAGGCGAGGCGUACCCGCAGAUCGUUUCCGCCGGUCCCUACUUCAACAACCUUCUCAUCCCCAGGCCCGUCGUACAAAUUGGUCUUCCAGGCCAGCCGGGCAGAAUCGAGUGGUCUGACACCAUCGUGUCCACGCGCGGCCAACAGGCCGGCGCCAUUGGCAUCCAGUAUAACCUCGCCAGUGCUGGUGCCCAGGGCGGUCCCUCGGGCAUGUGGGACGUGCACGUGCGCAUCGGCGGGUUCGCGGGCUCCGAACUUCAGCUGGCGCAGUGCGCCAAGACACCUCUGACCGAUGCCAACAUUCCUACCAACAUCAACGAGGACUGCAUCGCCGCCUUCAUGAGCAUGCACAUCACGGCGCCCUCGUCCGGCCUGUACAUGGAGAACUGCUGGUUCUGGGUGGCGGACCACGACAUCGAGGACGAAGCCAACAAUUCGCAGAUCACCGUGUACGUCGGCCGCGGCCUGUUGAUCGAGUCCGUCGUGGGCCAGAUCUGGCUGAUCGGCACCAGCGCCGAGCAUCAUCAGAUGUACGAGUACCAGCUGUGGAACACGAACAACAUCGAGAUGGGCCAGAUCCAGACCGAGACGGCGUACUACCAGCCCAACCCCGACGCGCGGUUGCCGUUCCCUGCCGAUCCCCGCUUCCAUGAUCCCCUGUUUGGCCUCGGCCAGGACGGAUGGGGAUUGAGGAUCGUGAAUAGCAGGGGUGUUCGCGUGUACGGCGCCGGCCUCUACAGCUUCUUCGAUAACUACGACCAGGAGACGUGCAUUGCUGCUAGGAACUGCCAGAAGAACAUCUUCUCGUUGGAGGGCCCGCUGAAUGAUGUGUCGGUGUAUAACCUGAACACGGUCGGCACGAUGUAUAUAGGCAGAGUGGAUGGGCUCCGCGAUAUCAUCCCGAGUGCGGAUAAUGUGGGUAUGUUUGUUGCUGCUGUUGCGUAUGUUCAUACCAACAAUGGUGUCGUCAACUGGCAUUGA
Molecule: messenger RNA, 2730 nt
Organism: Sordaria macrospora k-hell
Lineage: Eukaryota; Fungi; Ascomycota; Sordariomycetes; Sordariales; Sordariaceae
Molecular function (GO): polygalacturonase activity
Source: RefSeq, a predicted model, not a curated record